Messenger RNA from Spizellomyces punctatus DAOM BR117, 2880 nucleotides. RefSeq lists its product as uncharacterized. Bases 1 to 2880 code for a protein of 959 amino acids. The record is from RefSeq and is a predicted model, not a curated record. NCBI's taxonomy places the organism in Eukaryota, Fungi, Chytridiomycota, Chytridiomycetes, Spizellomycetales, Spizellomycetaceae. The transcript is spliced from 3 exons. Gene Ontology annotation, biological process: biosynthetic process.
AUGAAGGUGCCUCUUAAACUUUUGAAGUUCGUUCAACAAUGCCGUUGGCUGGCAAAGCAGGCGAGCAACCGGCAGCGCAACGAGACCGACAUACGACAAAUCCUCGUGAGAUGCGCACGCCGGUAUCCUGGUCGUGGCCUUUACUACGUUGCCAGCGUAUCAGGAAUAGAAAACCCUACUUUCACGACCUAUAUGGAACUUCUCAACCGGGCGGUUCUCAUCUCCAGCUUUCUGAAAGCGAAAGGUCUAUCUCCCGGUCGUGUAAUAGUUCUCUACUUUAACAACCACCAGGACAACAUCGAAUAUUUUUGGGGGGCAUUGUUUGCGGGCUUGUUGCCCUGCGUGCUAGGGCCUCUCAACCCCAGCGUGCCAGGAAAGAAUAGCAAGAUGGUCUCCUACCUCCACCGCCUGUUGAACAAGCCAAUAUUUCUCACACGCCAAUCACAAUGCGCUGACCUUACCAAAAUGACCGAAGAAGAUACACUCGACGUCCUUACUGCCGACGAACUCGAAUCUAAGGUAGCUGUCAUGACGAAGAGAACGCAUUCGCAUAGACAAAAUGGCGGAUCCGCGUACGACACGACUUUGCUUCUUCUUACCUCCGGCUCGACUGGCAUGCCCAAGGCUGUGGAGCUGACACACGGCAACAUUUUCGCCGCAUCGCAAGCUAAAACGGCCUCUUACAACCUUAAAUGUGAUGAUACGGUGCUCAAUUGGGUUGGGUUCGACCAUGUGGCAUGCGCCGUUGAGAAUCAUAUAACCCCCAUGUGCGUGGGAGCAAAUCAAGUGCACGUCCUGGCUCCCCUGCUUAUCAACGAUGUCGGCUCUUUUUUCAAAAUGAUUGAGCAUUAUGGUAUUACCCUGACAUUUGCCCCAAAUUUCCUUCUUGCAAAGAUGAACGCUUGUCUGCGAGAGAAUAUGGAGCAAUAUCGAGGAAAGCUCGAUUUAUCUGUUUUGCGACGGAUCAACUCUGGCGGGGAGGCAAAUGUGGUAGAAACAGGUCAGCAGCUACUGGAAGCGUUGGAGAAGGCCGAUGCACGUUUUGCCGGGUGCAUUACACCUGGAUUUGGCAUGACCGAAACCUGUGCUGGAUGCAUAUACAAUCUUGGCUACCCGUUUGUUGAUGCUGGCAGAGAACUGGCUAGUGUUGGCCGCUGCGUGAAAGGAGUUCAGAUGCGCAUUGUGGACAAGGAUGGGAAGGAGACAUCAUCAGGGAGAGUCGGAGCGCUACAGAUUCGCGGCCGUAUGGUUUUCAAAGGAUAUUUCAACAAUCCUGUCGCCACUCGCGGAUCGUUUACCGAUGGCUGGUUCAAAACCGGGGAUUGCGGGUUUGUAGUAGAUGGAGUACUUACAUUGACCGGUAGAGCCAAUGAUAGUAUUAUCGUAAACGGCAUCAACUACGGCACAUCCGAACUUGAGAGACACCUGGAGAGUGUCCCGGGCAUCACAAAGUCAUUUGUGGCUGUCCUUACAACUCGCCCGCCAGGUUCAGGUCACGAACAUUUGGCCAUCGUUUACCUUCCCUCAUUUGCCUAUCCCGACGACGAAGAGACCCUAGUAAAAACCCACGCUGCUAUCCGUGAGCGCACUGUACUAUAUUGCUCCAAAGUCCCCGAAAUCAUCCUUCCAUUGCCACAAAAAGCUAUGGAAAAAACAUCACUCGGCAAGCUCCCUCGUGGCCAACUACGGAAGCAGUUGGAAGGAGGUGGCUUUGAUUGCCAUCUGUCAAAGGUUGAAGAAAUCUUGGCAAAACGACGACAGGUUCUGAAAGCAUCACCGGCAACCCCAGCUGAAAGUACUCUGGCGACAUUUUGGAGCCAUAUUUUCGGGGUUCCUCAAGAAAGCUUGGACGCGGAGGAGAACUUUUUUGAGCGUGGCGGUUCGUCUCUGGAAGUAAUAAGAUACAAGUCCAUGAUCGUUGAGCAUUUCAGCCUUGACGACAACUGGCCUGUCAUAAGGAUCAUGCAAUAUCCGACCAUCCGCAGCUUGGCUCAUCAUCUUACAUCGGAGACGCAGUUCGCUGAGAAUGUAAAACCAAAUUCAAAUUACGAUCCCCUCAUAUGUUUGCAACCAACCGGCUCCAGGACACCUAUCUUCUUUAUCCAUCCUGGAGUGGGAGAGGUUCUCAUUUUUGUCAACCUGGCAAAGUAUUUUAUCAAUGAACGCCCUUUCUAUGCUCUUCGUGCCCGAGGAUUCGACGAGGGUCAGACCUAUUUUGAAUCAAUGGAGGAAAUGGUUGAGACGUACACACGCGCAAUUGAGCGGAAGCAACCUCAUGGGCCGUAUGCCCUUGCAGGAUACUCUUACGGAGGUGUUGUAGCAUUUGAGAUAGCAAAAAAACUCGAAGCCCGAAAUGCAGAGGUCAAGUUCGUUGGACUGGUGAACAUCCCCCCUCAUAUCAAGUCCAGAAUGUUGGAGAUCAAUUGGACAGAUGGCUUCCUUAAUCUCUCAUACUUUUUAGAAUUCAUUACAAAAGCGGAGGCAAAGGAGCUCGCUAGCCAGCUUCUCCCACUGUCUCGCCGCGAGCAACUAGACUACGUGUGGCAUCGUGCCCCAAAGGCUCGAAGAGCGGAGCUAGGUCUCGAUGUGGAACGCCUGGAAAAGUGGGUUGAUCUCGCCCAAUCGCUGCUUGCCUGCGGUCGCGCUUAUGAACCCUCGGGAAUGGUUCGCGGCUGCGACUUGACUGUAUUCUAUGCGGAGCCUCUUAAGGGAACAAAGACGGAUUGGUUGGUGAACCAAUUACAGGACUGGGCGAACUAUGCCCAACAAAACGUUCAGUAUGUUGAGGUGCCAGGGUCCCAUUAUACGUUAAUGAAUCAACUAUACGUAGGACACUUUCAAAAAAUUUUUAAAGAUAGCUUGGCUAAAGCUGGUCUUUAA